Patella vulgata (common limpet) is the source of this 1940-nucleotide messenger RNA. Its product is annotated as leukocyte tyrosine kinase receptor. Bases 753 to 1940 code for a protein of 395 amino acids. The transcript is spliced from 16 exons. NCBI's taxonomy places the organism in Eukaryota, Metazoa, Mollusca, Gastropoda, Patellidae. Gene Ontology annotation, cellular component: membrane. The record is from RefSeq and is a predicted model, not a curated record.
UAUCAGGGUCAGAGUUAGGAUUUGGUAUAAAGCGACUUACUGACACAGAAUAAAGAAAUUUACUGGCUAUAUAAAGAAUAAAGAAACUGUUAAAAGAACCAGAGAUAAUUAUUCCUGUCCCUGGCAGACAACGGAGCAAAAUGGAUUUAGUACAAAAAAGGCAAUAGACGUCAGUUCCAGAGGUUUUCCAGAAAAAGAUGCAUCAACAGGAACGGACCAAGGUCACUACAUACUGGCAGUUGGAGAGACUGGUGAAGAACUACACCAGACUACCAGAACAUUGUUCAGUCCCUGUUAUCCAGCAGAAGAACAGGUGUGUUCAAUCCAUUUUAAAGCAGUAGUUAGUGGAUCGAAGAAAAAUGAGAAGCUAUUGGUUUACGUCAAUAACCACUGUGGUACUGAUAGCGCUGAGUUACCUAAACGACCAUUAAUAGGACCAAUAAACCCACCUGGACCACUGACUCAUACAAACGGCAGUUGGUUCGAGCAAUCAAUUUAUUUGAAUAAAUCGCCUAUGAUGACUUCAUAUCAGAUAAUAUUGGCUGCAGAUGUGCCCCAGGAGGACUCGUAUAUAGCCAUCGACAGCAUAUCACUGAAAUCUUGCCAGAAAGAUAAAAUUCCACCAAGGGCCGUGAGUUCGUUUGAUAAAUGUGAUAUAAGUAUCGGAUCAUGUGGUUGGUUAAACAGUGCUGAAACUACGGCCAAAUGGAGAUUAAGUGACAGACAUAAAUCGUGGAUGUCAAACACCAGAAAUGGUGAAUAUGUAUAUGUUGAAAGGCAGAAAAAAACAAGUAGCAGUGUUAAAUAGUGUGGUCCAUCCUAAACCUAGAUAUACGUCGGAUAAUUGUACGGUAGGAUUUUAUUAUUUGAUGUCGGAUAAUAUUGAGUCGAGACUGAAGCUGGAAUGGAGAAAACCUUGUUAUGACAUGUCAGCCAAGUUUUUAUGGGAGACUACAGGAAGAGAACCGUUAAAAUGGUACCAUCAAGUUAUAGAGCUCAAUGUAGAUAGCAGUUUUAUAUUAGUUUUUACUGCUGAUGUGGCUGAGCACGCUAUGGAAGGUAUAGGUGUUGCUAUAGAUGAUAUCACAUUUAGUCCAAGCUGUUAUUCUGCAUCACAUAGAGGUUCAAAUGGAAAACAUCAUUUUGAUUUUGAAUAUGAAUAUGAAUAUAGCUGUGGACCAGAUUUUUUUUUCUCAACUUGUGGUGCUGUGGGUCAGAAGGGACCGAGUCAAAAAUUAUGUAAUGCAGAAUAUAAACAAAGUUCACGGAAUAUAAGUGUUCAAGUUGAAGAUGGAGUUCAAAUCUGGACUAUUCCUGAAACUGGCGUUUACAGCAUAACGGCUGUGGGAGCAUCCGGUGGUUUAGGAACUGAAAGUGGUUCUGAGUUAUCUCGAGGUGGCUAUGUUCAUGGAAAAUUCAACUUUACUUCUGGAACCAAACUUUACCUUUUGGUUGGACAAGAGGGUGAAAGCGCUUGUCUUAAGGCUGGAUUUGAAUCAUCGUCUUAUUGUUUGAUGAACACUGUUAAAAAAAAUGGUACAGGUGAGAGGUCACCACCUGUUGUCAGAGGUGGUGGUGGUGGUGGUGGAGGAACAUUUAUAUAUCAGAGAAAACCAAAUGGUGAAAUUUACCCACUGAUAGUAGCAGGAGGUGGGAGUGGUCUCCCUUAUAAUCAGACUGAUGAUGUUAAGAUGUUAUCAGGGGGAAUAACUAUCAGUGGUUCAGGAUUAACUGGUAAAUCAACAGACAAUAUGUCUGGUGCUGGAGGUGGGUUACAUGGAUCUCGUGAUAAUACUAUGACAGGUCAAUCUCUAGCUAACGGAGCAGAGGGAGGGACAGGUUGUACUUUUACUUUUGUUGACAAGACGUGGUCCACUAAUGGUGGAUUUGGUGGCGGUGGAGGAGGAUCACUCAACUUAGUAUCUCAAGUGCUCAACUAA